Pieris brassicae (large cabbage white) is the source of this 3677-nucleotide messenger RNA. RefSeq names its product micronuclear linker histone polyprotein-like. The coding region runs from base 193 to 3567 and encodes 1124 amino acids. NCBI's taxonomy places the organism in Eukaryota, Metazoa, Arthropoda, Insecta, Lepidoptera, Pieridae. The transcript has 7 exons. The record is from RefSeq and is a predicted model, not a curated record.
UCAAAAGUGGCGCGAUCGCAGAGGGAGCUGACAACCGGUCCCCGACGCUAUUGCUCUUAAAUUUGGAGGCAUCGUUUCCUUUCGAAGUUCGAAUUGCAUCUAGUGGAAAUUAAGAACUUCAAACUUAAAUAGUGAGAAAAGAUUUCUGCUGGUUUUAUAUCAUGUAAAAUUUUAAUAUUAUAUAUUAGUGCAAUGCUGUCAAAGUAUUCAAUAUACGGCGGAGGACGAUGGCGGGAGAUUGAUAUAGAUACAGGUCGGGUCGCAGGAUGGGCAGGCUCCAAUUUUGUAUGUACAAAACGCGGCAACUUAGUAGUCCUUAAAUCAAAAGCUGUUUUAAGAGGAUUGAAAGACCUUGCAAGUGACCACAUAAGCACGGUGAAAGAUGGUUUUCAACUAACACAAUUAAUAAAAAAGAAGAAGAAAACAUCUAAAAAGUCGCCAAAGCAAAUUAAAUGCAAAUGUUACUAUCAACCUAAACAUGUUUGCGCUCCAAAUGACAAAAUUCUACAAGCAAAUUUGUGUCAUGCCUCUAUUCAGUGCAACAUAGUGUCUAUGAAUAAAAAUCUGAAUAAAAUAAAUAUUAGAGAAUCUGUAGAGAAAGAUCUAGAAAGCGUUAAAACUACUGUCUCAGAUAACAUUGCAAGAGCAAUAACAAUAUCAGAAAAUGAUGUGGAGACAUUCCGAAGCUACAUUGUACAUAGUACAAAUAAUAUAUUCAAUGUGGAUCUCUUUAUGUAUGAUUCAAACGAUGACUACAAACGGAGUGUAUUUUAUAAAAUAACACCGAUUGUUAAAGUUCAAAGACAUCCAAUUAUACAAAGUCUUGUCAGACAAAACAAAUUCAAAAUUAAAUUGAACUCUAUAGAGAUAAGGAAUGAAAUGAAAACGCUUUCGAAAAAAACUAAUUAUUGUGAGCCAAGAAUUAAAAUUGUUAAUUAUGAGGAUAAGUCUGAUAGUGAGAGGGAUAUAAAAAAUAAGAAAGUUGUCAAUGAUCAUCAGAAGUUUGAUAUAGUAAAUAAAGAUUUAAUUGUUGAGAAUAAAGGAAAGAGAAAAGCCCCCGAAGCAAUAAAUCAACCAAAAAGACCAAGACAUAACAAUAGCGAUAGUUUGAAGGAGAACAUGGAUGUUCAGAGAGACCAGUUUGAAAAACCGAUAAAUAAAGUGUUUUUUGUUAAAAAGUCUUCUGUUAAGAAUAAAAGAAUGAGGCCCACAAACGAGUUCUCAUUAUUGGAAGACGAGGCAAUGGUUGCUUGGAUAGUUACAAACAAAAAAGGGAACUUUGUAAAUGGUAACAGAAUGUGGAAGGAGAUGGAACCUCUACACUUAAAAGUCACCGGACAUCAUCGUUCAUGGCAUUCCCUUCGGAACCGAUACCUGCGACAUCUCCUCCCAUCCCUCGGUAGCCUCAGCUUGACUCCUUCACAGGUCACGGAUCUCCGGGCUGCGGCUGCUACUGGUGAACUAAAAGCCAAUAAAAUGAACAAGAAUAACUCGAUAUACAGAACUGAGCCUGUUCGCAGUGCUUGGAAUGCACGGCCCCAGAAGCUGAAACAUUCUGAUGACGAACCCUUUACGCCGCCUCGAAAUUUACGUUCAAAUGUAGUAUCACCGACGAAAAGCAAAUUGCCAACAUAUUCAGAAAUAACACGAAGAUUUGCUGAAAAACAUCGCUCGACACCUAAUUCUGAAGAGGAAGGGUCACUUAGAGUAGUGAACAUCGAUGAGAAGCAAGACAAAAAGACGGAAGAAAAAUUCGUUAGCAAAUCACGUGAAAAAUCUUUAAGAUAUGUCAGUAGAAGAGAAAAGAGUGGCGUGGAAAAAAAGAACCGUACAGGUCGCAAGAGAAAUGAAACUGAUACAGAUAAAGAAAUUAAAAACAAUAAAAAGUUUGAAAAUUAUUUGGCAAGUGCCGAAAGAUCUGAUUUUAUUAAUAAAUAUGAAAAGCGCAAAAAUAAAGAUGUUUCCGACACAGAACAAAAGAAUGAAAAGCAAGGUCGCAAUGAGACGCGUCAAGAAAACAGAUCUUCAAGGAGACUUCGCCAUGAGAGAUCUGCUGUAGUAGAUAAUACACUUGGACAAAACAGAAACGAAGUGAAAUCAGAUACAGAACAUAAAAAUCAAAGGCAAGGCCCCAAAACGCUUGAAAAUAGAGCUUCAAGAAGACUUAAAAGCCCGGAGAGAUCUCAUACUAAAAGAAGCAUAGAGCGACGCAAAAAUGAAGAUACGGAACUCGAAAACAAAAAGAAGGAUGACAAUAGUCGAUCUUCUAAAAGAAAUGGAGUUGAAAAAAAUUCCGGUUUGGAUAAGAAUCUUAGAAAGCGUAGAAAUGAAACUGAUACAGGUUCAGAAUCAGAAAACCAAAAGAGAGAUGACGAUGGUCGAUUUUCUACAAGAAAUAAGGAAGAAAUGUCUGGUGUGGACGAGAAGAGUUUUAGACAGCGUAGCAACAAAAAUGAUUCAGACUCAGAACCAGAAAACACUAAGAAAGAUGACAAUGCUCGAUCUUCUACAACAAAUAGAGAUAAAGAAAAGUCUGGUGUAAAUACGAAUCUUAGACAGCGCAGAAAUAAAAAUGAUUCAUACUCAGAACCAGAAAACAAAAAGAAUGAAACUCGAUUCUCUAGAAGACUUGAAGAGGAUAAAUCUGGUAUACAUAAGAAGAACACAGAACAUAAAAAUAAAUCAAGAAGUCAUCAAAGUCUGGAAAGAUCUGUCACAGAACAGAAGCGGCGUCUUAAACAGGUCAGAAAUGAACAAGAAUCGGACGCUGAAGAAACAAAAAAGCAAGAUAAGGAACGGGAAAGGAGAUCUUCGAGAAGACUUCGAAGUCUAGAAACAUCUCACACGGAAAAGAAAAAUCUUGGAUCACGUGGAAAUUUAGAAGAAAAUGAUAAAUCCGGUAAAAGUGAUAAUACAUUUUCAAGAAACAAAACGAGGGACAGAUCUGACACAGAUGAUAAAGAAAAUGGAGCCGACAACAAGAUGUAUCUAAGAAAAUAUAGAUAUAAAUCUGGUCCCGAAUUGGAAAACGCUAAACCCACAAAAAAGCGAGAAACUGGAAAUAUUAGUAAAAAUGGGAGAAAUGUCCGUGAUAGAAGCGAAGGAGAAAAGGGAGAUAAGCGUACGACAGAAAAGGGCAAACAUGUCAAAGUUGAUAGAUCUAAACGAAAGUAUAUAGAAAUCUCAGAUUCGGAGUCUGAAAAUGAACGGGAAAAGAAAAAUAAAAGAGACAAAAGAUCUUCAGGCUCUGAUAGUGAUUUCGAAAAAACUUCAAAAAAAGAGACAACUAGAAAUCGUAGUAGGGUCGGCAAACAAAGCGACGAUAGCGAUUUCAGCGGUACCUCCGCUCAAAUGUCAAUAACUUCAAAGAGUGACUUUGACAGCUCCAACGACAAUGUCAAGAAACGGUUGACAAGACAAAGCCACAAAGUCGAAUCGGGCAGCCGAGAUAAUAUCAUUUUUGAAAUUAGUGACAACGAUGAAGCGUAUGCCAGUAGAUCUGACACAGAGGUCAAAAAUACUGGAAAAAGAAAUUUAAGAAAACUUUUUAACCACAGACCACUGUAAUAAAUUAAAAUAUCCGCCAUCUUGAAUGUUGAGUCUGUGCCUUGUCAGCGAAAAUGCAUGUUAAAUGAGGAUAUAUUAUUUUUAUAAAUAAAGCCUAUAUUUGUGUUUUA